AUGAACGGCAAAAGGAUUCAUCAGAAGUUCAGCUAUCGAGUUUCUUACGCUCUCUUGUACCCGCAAAGAAAUUUUCUGCUGCGAUGGCGGAAGACAUGCAUCGUAAAGUUUUUGACUAGCAUGGAUGCCGCGGGAAAACAAAAACUCCAUGUACGCUCAUGCUCUAGUAAGACCUGAAGUUACCCUAAGCGUCUGGCGGCCGGAACUGUCGAUUCAUAUAUAGGGAAGCUUAGAGCGAUUUUCAAUAGGUUAGGCCGUACAGGGCUUUCUAACCCGUUAGCACAUUCUUGUGUUAAAGAAUAUCUUAUGUUUGUAAGAGAGGAGCAAGCUCAGCGACCUUUGUAACCUCGUCAGUCUGUCCCUUUGUUCUAUGAAAUAUCACCCGUUUAA
Molecule: messenger RNA, 390 nt
Organism: Porites lobata
Lineage: Eukaryota; Metazoa; Cnidaria; Anthozoa; Scleractinia; Poritidae
Source: the annotation of a GenBank genome assembly